AGCUAAGAAGUCAAAUUAUUUCAUCAAAGAGCCACUCUUGACAUUAAUGCUUGAACAGAAGAUCUGAACAGAACUUUUUAUUUUCAAGUUCUUCAACUCUCAAGACAACGCCGGGAAAGUAUAAUGCCAGGGUCAGCUGAUCUGAGGAUUGUCCUGUUGGGUCAGACAGGAGCUGGGAAGAGCAGCACAGGCAACACCAUUCUGGGAAAGAAUGUGUUCAAGGCUUCACAUCCUGCAAAGUCUGAAACAUUCAGAUGUGAGGCUGAAAAAGCGACUGUUGAUGGGAGGAAAAUCACUGUGAUCGACACACCAGGGUUGUGUUCAACUGAGUGCACUGAGGAAGAACUAAAACCUGAAAUAGUCAAGUGCAUCACAGAGUGUGCUCCUGGACCUCAUGCCUUUGUCAUAGUGCUGUCUGUGAGGAGUCAGACAGAGGAGAAGAAUAAAGCGGUGGAUGACAUUCUGAAAAUGUUUGGGGAGGAGGCCCUGAAGUACGCUGUUGUCCUGUUUACCUACGGAGACCAGCUUGACGACGACAUGACCAUCCGCGAGUUAGUGGAUGAAAAUGACCACUUGAAAGAUCUUGUCCAAAAGUGUGGAAACCGGUUUCAUGUCAUCGAUAACAAAUACUGGAAGAAUCCCGCUGCUGGCCAUGAUGUCAGAAGCAACGCCGCUCAAAUCAAAAAGCUGCUGAACACGAUUGAUCAGAUGGUGAAAGAGAACGGAGGAAAGCACUAUACUAAUGAGAUACUCCAAGCUGUGGAACAAGCCAUAGAAGAGGAAAUGGCAAAGGGAAAAACCAGAGAAGAGGCCAAACAGAGCAUAUGGCGACGGUUCUUAAACCUGCUAGUAGGCGGAACAGUAGGGUCUCUGUGUGGUGCAUUGCCGGGUCUUGUAGGAUAUGGAGCUCAUUUUGUGCAACUUAUAGCACAAACAAUUGGACAACCUCUCACUGCAGCAAUCAACAUGCUGACCCAAGCAGCAGUAGAAACCACAGUACAGGCUGUAACAGCAUCACAGGUAGGGGUGGAAGCGGUAGAUGUAGCUGGGAUGGAAGCGGAGACCAUGAGUGAACCCGCCAAGAGAGCGGCAGCUGCUGUUAAAGACAGAGCAGGAGCUACAGCAAAAUACAUUGGAAACAAAAUAGCCAAUGCUACAUGGGGAAAAAAGUGUACAUAAAUUUGAACAAUUCUCAUUUCCAAUGUUGCAGUGCUGUUCAUUACAGAAAAUGGCCAGGAUUCAAUCAACAUUUGUUCUCAACUAAAGAUUUAAAAAAUGCGUCUCUGUUCAAACAACAAAAUGAACUGUAUGCGUGUAAUCUUUCACACGAUUGUGCUCCUUGAUAUGGUCUAAUUGUAUUUGAUUCUCUAAAAGUCAGUUUUCUUUUGCUGAACUAAAAGAGUAACAAGGACAUCAUGUAAGUGGUGAUUAAAAUCAUAAAGUUGUCUGUAUUGUGAUCUUUGGAUAUUCUGUAGAAUGCUGUGACUGUUUUGUAAUGAUUUAUUAGUAAUCGAUCUGUUAGUUUCUGUUUUGUUUCUGCAGAGUGGUGAAGGCCCUAGCCAUCACCUCUAUUCUUCUGAUACAAAAUAUAUGAUGGUACAGUAAAAUACUCCAGCUAUUUUGAUAUUUCCUCCGAGUGGGGCUUGUUUACACAUUUAUUGAACUAUGUAAUAAAUGUAUCUCUUAAUGUGUUGGGAAAUUAAAUAAAACAUGUUUUAUUGUGCACAAGAAAUUACUGUUGGUUCAUUAUCCCUUUCAUACCCCCUUUCUACUUUCCAUGUAAUCUUCUAAAGAUCUUUGGUCAACUUUCGGGAAGAAAAAAUACAUACAAAGCUGUGCAUCGAGAGCCAGGCCCAGCGCACAGACUGACAGAUAAAGAUGGAGUUUGAGAAACUUCAGCAGUUCCUGAAAGAUGAAGAGGCAGCCAGGAUCACUGCACUGAGGGAGGAAGAGGAGCAGAAGAGUCAGAUGAUGAAGAAGAAGAUUGAGAAGAUGACAGAAGAGAUAUCAUCCCUUUCAGAACUAAUCAGAGCCAUAGAACAGG
Messenger RNA from Anguilla rostrata (American eel), 2044 nucleotides. RefSeq names its product GTPase IMAP family member 4-like. Gene Ontology annotation, molecular function: GTP binding. The transcript is spliced from 3 exons. The coding region runs from base 124 to 1179 and encodes 351 amino acids. Lineage: Eukaryota; Metazoa; Chordata; Actinopteri; Anguilliformes; Anguillidae. The record is from RefSeq and is a predicted model, not a curated record.